Molecule: messenger RNA, 470 nt
Organism: Phodopus roborovskii (desert hamster)
Lineage: Eukaryota; Metazoa; Chordata; Mammalia; Rodentia; Cricetidae
Gene: Rnase1
Product: ribonuclease A family member 1, pancreatic
Exons: 1
Coding region: 21-470 (149 amino acids)
Molecular function (GO): RNA nuclease activity; nucleic acid binding
Source: RefSeq, a predicted model, not a curated record
CCCAGAGCAACAAAGCCACCAUGAGUCUGCAGAAGUCCCUCAUCCUGUUUCCAUUGCUUGUCCUGGUGCUUGGAUGGGUCCAGUCUUCCCUGGGCAAGGAAUCUGCUGCCAUGAAGUUCGAGCGACAGCACAUGGACUCCUCGGUUGCCUCCAGCAGCAGCCCCACCUAUUGCAACCAAAUGAUGAAGCGUCGGAAUAUGACACAGGGGUCCUGCAAGCCUGUGAACACCUUUGUGCACGAAUCCCUGGCAGAUGUCCAUGCUGUCUGCUUUCAGGAAAAGGUCACCUGCAAGAACGGAAGGUCCAACUGCUACAAGAGCCACUCUGCCCUGCACAUCACUGACUGCCGCCUGAAGGGCAACUCCAGGUACCCCAACUGUGACUACCAGACCAGCCAGAAGCAGAAGCACAUCAUUGUGGCCUGUGAGGGGAACCCCUUCGUGCCAGUCCACUUCGAUGCUUCUGAGUAG